CGCGACUCUUCUCACAGUAACCAAAUACACAUAACAAACUUGAAUCGCGUUUUUCGAUGAAAUGUGUGUCUCAUUUUAAAUAAAAUUUGCUGCCAAAUAUUCAAUGUAAAAUAGGAGUGGAUAAAAGAUUUUUCAUUUGAGUGAGACUCACCACAAUAGAGUAUUUGUUUAUUGAUCUGCCAAAAGGAAGACAUUGAUCGUACGAGAAAAAAACAUAAAAAUACAUAACCUAAAAUCGGUUGAGCCAUUGGAUUAAGUGCUUUCCAAAGCCAUUCAUUUCGCUUAAUCACAAAGACGAAAGCCAUGGAUAAAACGGUAUCCAUGCCCAUAGCUAUUUUGAGGUGUUACGUACAAAAGAACUCAGUAUAGAAUCAGAAGAAAAAGAAGAAAAAAAAAAUUUCAAAAAUUAAAUGUGAUGGCGCAUAAUGAAAAUAUGAUGAUGGAUAAUAUGUCUGAUUCGGAAAGUACAGAAUCAUCAGAAAGUGGUACAUCAUCAAGUGGAUCGUCGAAUAGUUCCGAAUCGGAGCAAUCAAGUCAGUCUCUUGAACCGGCACGUAUUCUUAAGCAAAAUCUUGAAUUGCCAAAAGGCUUAUGCGAAAAUGUGAGCAUUUUCAAUGAAUUCUUUUCGCUUGAUACAUGGCGGUGUUUACCCGAUCACAUGAAAGACCAAUUAAAACCAUUUUUGCCAAACUUUUCGGAAAUUUGUAACAAUGAUAAGAAGGAUGUUCAACGUGAAACAAAUGCUACGAUACAAAAAUUGUUCACAAAUCAAAUUACACGAUUUGAAACAUCGCCGCUGAUCAAUUUCCAACGAAAUUUAGAAGAUGGCAAUUACCGUCCAGAUAUCGCACGUUUACGGGCCAACAUCAAGAAAAGUCAACGACGAGAACAACGUUUUCAAAAUUGCGAACGAAUCAGUCAUUUGGCAAAGUCGUUGGUUGUGUCACGUGAACAACAAUUGCGAGAUGCUUACGAUGGCACUGUAAUCGACACAAAGAAAUUUAGUAAAAAGAAAGACGUAUUUGCGGUCAAUUUUAAAUUAACUACGAAUGCAGCAACCGUUCGAUCAAAGAAACGAUAUUUGGAAGAAAUUGAAAAAAUUCGCGAAGAAGUUGGACUCGAUUCAGAUCUAUCUGAUGAUGACCUUUACCCAGACGGUUUGGCCAAACGAGCAAAACGAAACGGUGGAAACAAUCAACUUGGAUUCGGCACCGGUUCAGAGCCAAGGAUUAUCAGUACGAUGGCUCCAAAGGGAAGCAGUCAAAUAUUAAACCAAAUUUCACUAGUUGGGAAUCCAGAACAGAUAAUGCAAGAAAUGCUCACGCAACAUAAGGCUAGAAAACAUGAAGAUCCGGAGCACAUUGAAUUGGAUACGUCUGACAUAAAGAUAAGUGAUAUUUAUGCAAGAACAUACAAUACACCGGGACGAAAACCAUCCGUAAAAGUGCCUACACAUGUUGAUUUCGAUUCAAAUCAAAUUAAAAACGAACCCGAAUUAAAAAUGGAUCAUAUGGAAACUGAUUUAUUGCCAUCGGUCAGUUCAUCGUUCGAUAUUCCGUCGAUGGAUACGUCGCACAUGAGUCUGUCAUCGCAGUUUGGUUUAUCGCGAAAUAGUUCAUUUUUGGAUAAAAUUUCAACCAUUUCGCCAACAAUGAGCAUAAAAGAUUCGUUGAGCGAUAUCGGUCAACUGAAAACCGAGAUUAAAGAAGAAAAACUCGAAACCGAUGUAUGCAAGCAAUUUUUGCACGAUGAUGAUUACAAGCCAAAUCGAUCAAAUGAAUCUCUUGGUUCGCCACACACAAAGAAUCGUUCUGGCAUUAUGUUUGGUGCACUUGGUAAAGAGAAAAAGAAACAAGUGCAUGAUGUAUUCAUUGGCAAUCCAAGUUCAAAACAAUCGAUGUAUGUGAAAGAUGAAAAUUUGAAUACGUCAAGUUUAGAUUCAAAAUUCAACGAAAAUAUCCUGCCACUUGUGUCGUCAAUUACAUCAACGCCAACCAUUUCAUGUUCCAUAUCAUCGGAUAUAAAAAUUGACAAAAGUCCGGGCGAUAAAUUGCUGAAGAAUAACAGUUUAACGUUCUCGGAUAAAUCAUUAAAAACCGAUUCGUUCAGCGAUUUGGAUGGUAUCGAUAUUAUGCGACUACCUGUGGAUCUCGGUGAACCGGGAAAUAUUGACAUUUUAAAUGAUAUUGUUGCUGACAUGAAACCAGAUUUGCUGCAAGAAACACACGCAUGUUAUUUAUCACUCAUUCGUGAUGUAUUCUGUUCGACACCUGAUCAUCGCACAACACUCGAAAGUUUACAUUCGAAAAUCUGUGCAUGGGUCGCAAAUCCAAUUACAGCGCUUAAUGAUUGGUAUGGCUUGGCUGACAGUUGGUUGGAUCUACUUCAAUCGGCCGUUCACUUUUUGGCAGGAGAGUUUCUAGAUCAACCGGAUGAUUUUGUUCCGUACAUUGAGUACAAAUCAAAUUUGAACAUUUAUCAGUGGAUCGGAGCUGGACGUGACAGUGAUCAACAUUUGAAGCAACUGUGCGAGUAUUGGUUGACACGUCGCAAUGAAAUGGGCAUACGAUCACAACCAAAACAAGAAAUCGAAACUGUUCGAAGUAAACCAAACAAUGUGGUUUCCAUCGAAGAGACUCGUUCGCCUCAUAUCGAAAGAGCACUUUCGCCGCCACCACCACCACGUUGCCCAACUAAAUGGGUGGUACAGAAAGCGUCUGCCGAAGAAACUGCCGAAUUUCGUGAACAAGAACGCAAACGAUUUGAACACCCGGAAAAGGCAUUCACAUACCGAAUGUAUGGUUAUGAGAGUGUUGUUGGCCCGGUCAAAGGGAUCUAUACACAAAUUCCGGCAUUAUCAAAAGCACGCGGUCACAAUAUGCUGACAACGGAUCGUCCAAGUUUUGUGACAAUUUUAACAUUGGUACGCGAUGCAACGGCUCGGCUUCCGAAUGGCGAAGGAACUCGCACCGAUAUUUGUGAAUUACUCAAGUCUUCACAAUACAUUUGUCCAUCAGCAUCGGAAACGGUGUUGCAAACAAUUGUUAGUGGCGCUCUUGAUCGCAUGCACACCGAAAAUGAUCCAUGCGUUCGAUACGAUUCAAAACGAAAAACGUGGAUUUAUUUGCAUCGCAAUCGAACGGAAGAAGAAUUUGAAAUAAUGCAUCAACAAUUUCAGGGUCUCAGCAAACACAAGAAACAAAAUAGUCGCAAGACAAAAGUUAAAAAUUCAACACCAAAAACGCCCGAUUCAAAUCUCACAGAGAAUAAUCCGCCAGCAGAUUGUUCAGAAUUAUUGGUUAAUUCAACAUCAAUACCGUUAGCUGCAAACGCAGCAAUUCCCAUCGGAACAACGCCAAAGAAGAAGGCUACAAUCAAAACGAUACCAACCCAAGGAAUUGUUUCAAUAUCGAGUUCAAGUUUGACACCAACGAGUGUCCAACAACAACCAACUAUUCCCGCGACUGUAAAAUUAACACAAUCACCUGUAAUCAUCUCAUCGCUUCCAGUGCCCGCUCUAAGUUCCAUUAAUUCACCCGCUCUAUCGACCAAUCCACCGCCAUUAAUCAACAAAGUGAUUACAACGCAAAAGAAAACAAUUGUUAAACCAGAAUUGGUACCAAUUCAGCAGCUGAACGAGCUAAACGAAAGCAAUAUUGAUACAAUGGACAUUGACACGAAUUUGGAAAAUACACCGAUUAUAAUAAGCAAAUCGCCGACAGUACAAAAUCAAGCGCAAAUUACAGGGAUAAUAUUAGAUAAAAAUCAGAAGAUCAAUACGAAAAUUAUUGGUAAACCCACGAUUGGCAUUGUUUCUGGUGCGCCUACCUCAGCCCAAAUCAAGGUUUCUACAGCGGGUGGCAUUCAAACGGUGCAUGUAUCACCCGGUCACACACUGAUCAAAUCACCGCAGGGUCAAACAACAUUGAUACAAACCAGCGGCAAUCAAUCGAUUUUGACCGCAAAUCAAGUUCGUCGUCCACAACAAACAAAAGCUCUUCCACCAUUGGUGGCCGCUCAAUCGCCAACAAAUCACAGUUAUGUUAUACCAAUUAGCAUUGGCAAAAAUAUUACCAAAACUUUUCAACCGAUUGUUACACAAACAACCAAAUCCAUCUCACCGAAAACCAUCAAAACAUCAACCGUACCUAUUUUGGCGACGUCAAACAGUUUACAACGUACUUCACUGCUUCAAACACAAUCACCGCAAAUUGUUAGCGUUAGUGGCAACAAAACAAUCAUACGAGCAGCGAAUACAAUUCCAGCCGGCAAGAGCUUGAUAAAUCCAUCAGUGGUUGCGGCCGCAAAUCGACAACAACAAACAACAAUGCAAAUAAUACAGGCAAAAUCAUUGCCACAACAAAAUAUAAUUGUAUCACCAAGUGGAGCAAAUGUCAUUGCUGGCAAUUCAAAAGCAACCAUAGUUGGAACAUCAUCGCCAAUUAUGGUUCAGAAAAUUAUUGCCGUUUCGAAAACGGGCGGUACAACCACAAGCAAUGUGGCAGUUACCAACAGUUCAGCGUCUAUUGGCAAUACGAUUGGAACGAACACACCGCCAGGAACGAGUUUAAUUAAUCCACAAAUCAUACAAAUUCAUCAAUCGAACCAAGACAAAUCAUCGCCAACAGCAAAAGUACAAACAAUAUCAACAGCAAAUCUAACGCCGCUUCAGCAACAAAGCUUACUUCAGACGAUCAACAAACAGAUUCGCGCACAAGGUGGCACCGGACAAUCGAAUUUGAUUAUUAAACCCCAAGUUUUAACACAAAUUCAAAAGCAACUCCAACCGGGACAAAUUCAAUUGGCUCCGGUACAAUCAAGCUCAUCAUUAAUCGAUGCUCAAAUUCAAUUGGUAACAACGGCAUCGGUUAGUAUUGGUCAACCAAUUAUCACAAGAGGUGGAAUAAAAGCGACCACAAGUCUCAUUCAAACAUCAUCGACAACGAGCCCAAUAACCAGCGUUCGCAACAUUUCAGCAAACAGUUCGAUAAUUGGCAAAGUGAUUGAUCAAUCGGGUCAAAUAAUUUCAUUGGAAAAUCUGGUGCAACAAAAACAAGUGGGCGUACCGUCCGUUCGAAUUGCCGGCACAAAAGCAGGUCAAAAUCUAAUUCAAUUGACUGGUGCACCGGGCUCACAAAUUACACAAUAUGCCGUGGUUUCAAUUCCUCAACCUCGUUUGGUGACAACACAAGCGGUAACAACGAAUGCUUCGACAAUAAGCGGUCAAGUUAAAACAGCGUCGGGAAUCACUUCAAGUGCCUCAAAAUCGGAAAUUGUGAAAAUUGGCGGAAAAACAGCAAUGAUAUCACAGCCGACAAUGAUCCAAGGUCAACAAUCGAAUGCAACAACACCGAAAAUCGUGCAAUCAGCGCAACUGCAACCAAUCACAGCCCAGCAAUUGGUGAAUGCAAAAGUGCUUGGCGUACAAGGCUUUCAGGGGCUAUCGCAAGUUACGUCGCUCAAUCAACGCGUUAAGGCUGGUACAAGUAUUCGAAUGGUAAACGCAUCCAAUUUGAAUAUCGCCAAUAUUGAUGGAAAGUCAAUAAUAAUUGCCAAACCGACCAUGAUUCAAUCGCCCGGUCAAAUCUCAAAAUCACAAAUCUGGACACAACAAGGUAAUAAUGUCGGAAAAGCCAACAUUAUAAGUACAUUACCGGCUGGUCAAAUUCAAUCGUCGCAAGUUAUGUUUGGCAAUCAAAUUGUGAAAAUUCAACCGCAACAGUCAAUUGCCCAAGCACAAGGCAAUUCAUCAACACCAACAAUGUCAGUUAUUAAUAUCAACUCAGCAAAUAACACAACAACCACGCCAACAGCAAGUGUUUCAGCAGGAACCACGAGAACCGUUGUACUUGGAUCAACUGGUCAAGCGAUCAAAGUACAUGCACCGAAUGUGAUAACAACAACAGCCGCCGGCGAUAAGUCAACGAUCAAGAAUGUCAUCAAAGGCACAAAUUUGACUACAACACCCGGUCAACGAGUAGUUUUGGCCGUACAAGGUGGCAGCCAAUUCUUAUUACCGCAAAAUUUCCAAGGUGGCACUAUCAAUUUAAAAUCGUUACAAGGUCUCAAGAUGAUUCCAAUACAAACACAGCAAACAACACAAAUUCAAUCCAACCUAAAUCCACAAAUCACAACCACAUCUCAAACAAUCAAACCGCCCAGUUCAGCCACGGACAGCUAAAUUGUCUUGAAAAAGAGCCCCCGCAUAAAUUAUCCCCAAUAAACUCGACGGCAUCCAUUCAAAAUCAUCGUCAUUAUAAUUUUCUCUAAUAUAGCAUUUAGAUUUAAAAUGAACAAAACUUACAUAUUGUAAUGGCGUUCAUUCGCAUUAUAUAUAAACGGUAGCGUGUACAAUGUACAAUGUACAUAAAAAUCUACUUUCAGUUAGAAAAUAUUUAUGAUUUAAAUGAAUGUAAAUUAAAAUUUGAUGAUGAUACGAUCAUCAUUACACACGAAAGCUAAAUAAAUAAUUUUAGUCGUCUAAACGAAAACAAUAUGAAUUAAAUGAAUACAGAUUAUCGGUUUAAUCACGUAAAAUUUUCUUUGUAAUCACAAAUUUAAAGAAUACAAAUAACAAAAAAAAUUGCAAUUUCUCAAUACUCAUGCAGCGAUUAAAUUCAGCGUUAUAGACAAAAAGAACUAUGGAUCUACAAUCGUA
Molecule: messenger RNA, 6658 nt
Organism: Contarinia nasturtii (swede midge)
Lineage: Eukaryota; Metazoa; Arthropoda; Insecta; Diptera; Cecidomyiidae
Product: nuclear factor related to kappa-B-binding protein
Exons: 9
Coding region: 416-6181 (1921 amino acids)
Cellular component (GO): Ino80 complex
Molecular function (GO): protease binding
Source: RefSeq, a predicted model, not a curated record